CGGGAGGACUGCAGGGGCCGCUAACGGUCCUGCGCCUCCCGGCGUCCGCGCGCCCCGCGCCCGGCGGACGAGGCCGCGCCGGCUACGAUGGGCGCAAUGGGGGAGGCGGAGCCGCUGCAGUCGGUGCUGUGGGUAAAGCAGCAACGUUGUGCCGUCAGUCUGGAGCCCGCUCGGGCUCUGCUACGCUGGUGGCGGAGCCCAGAGACCGGGCCUUGCGUGCCCGGUGCCGAUACCUUCUCGGUGCCAGUGUCCGAGAUCAUUGCUGUGGAGGAAGCGGAUGUCCAUGAGAAGCAGUCCUCCAGCAGCCGAUGGCAGAAAAUGGAAAAUCCGUUCGCGUUCACAGUCCACUGUGUGAAGCGAGCACGGCCACACCGCUGGAAGUGCGCCCAGGUGACCUUCUGGAGCGCCGACGAGCAACUGUGUCACCUGUGGCUGCAGACCCUCCGUGAGCUGCUGGACAGCCUGAUUUCAAGGCCAAAGCAUUUGCUGGUAUUUAUCAACCCUUUCGGAGGGAAAGGCCAGGGCAAGCACAUCUAUGAAAAAAAAGUGGCACCUCUGUUCGCCUUGGCUUCCAUCUCCACGGAAAUCAUCAUUACUGAGCAUGCUAAUCAAGCCAAGGAGACUUUAUAUGAGAUCAACACAGACAGCUAUGAUGGCAUCGUGUGUGUCGGCGGGGACGGCACAUUCAGCGAGGUGCUGCACGGGGUAAUUGGGAGGACACAGCAAAGCGCCGGCAUUGACCCCAACCACCCCAGAGCUGUGCUGGUGCCCAGUACCCUCCGGAUUGGCAUCAUCCCUGCAGGGUCCACAGAUUGCGUGUGUUAUGCAACAGUGGGCACAAACGAUGCAGAGACGUCAGCUCUGCACAUCAUCGUUGGGGACUCGCUGGCCAUGGACGUGUCCUCCGUGCACCACAACAGCACGCUGCUGCGGUACUCGGUCUCUCUGCUGGGCUACGGUUUCUACGGAGACUUAAUCAAGGACAGCGAAAAGAAGCGGUGGAUGGGCCUCGUCAGAUACGAUUUCUCAGGGCUGAAGACCUUCCUCUCCCAUCAGUACUAUGAAGGGACAGUGUCCUUCCUCCCAGCACAGCACACGGUGGGAUCUCCCAGGGACAAGAAACCCUGCCGGGCCGGGUGCUUCGUGUGCAGGCAGAGUAAGCAGCAGCUGGAGGAAGAGCAGAAGAAAGCCCUCUACGGCCUGGAGAAUGCUGAGGAAGUGGAAGAGUGGCAAGUGGUGUGUGGGAAGUUCCUGGCUAUCAAUGCCACCAAUAUGUCCUGUGCUUGUCCCCGGAGCCCCAGGGGCCUGUCCCCGGCUGCCCAUCUGGGAGAUGGAUCCUCCGACCUCAUCCUCAUCCGGAAGUGCUCCAGGUUCAACUUCCUGAGAUUCCUCGUCCGGCACACCAACCAGGAUGACCAGUUCGACUUCACUUUUGUUGAAGUUUAUCGAGUCAAGAAAUUCCAGUUCGUAUCAAAGCACGUGGAAGAUGAGGACAGUGACCUGAAGGAACCCGGGAAGCAGGGAUUCGGGCAGAUCUGCAACGACAGCCCCAGGUGCAGUUGCUUGGCCUCCAGAAGCUCCUGGAACUGUGACGGAGAGAUCCUGCACAGCCCCACCAUCGAGGUCAGGGUCCACUGCCAGCUGGUACGCCUCUUUGCUCGGGGAAUUGAAGAAGAGUCCUAAGCAAGAACCCCAAAGUUGAGGCGCCAUCUACUUUGAGCUUGGGGAGUAUGAAAAUAAUUUAAGAAAACUUUGACAGAGCAAUUAUGUUGACAUAUCCAUUUGAACUUAGAGAUUUAUUUUUGAUAGGUAAAUCUUGGUUUUAGAAAAGACAGCUUCAUCAGCAGUUCCAUACCUGGUAUCCAUACCUGGCGCCCUUGGUUCUACGUGCAUUGGAGUCGCUUUUCAUAGAACUUGUUCUCAGUAAAUGGCUCUUGCUGGUUUGGGAGCACCGGCGACAUUUUAGCCAUGCCAACCAUGCAAAUUUCAAGACGGCCCUUUAGUGGCCAUACUGCAAUAAUUUUAGGGACAUUACAAUACAAAUACUUCCCAGGAAUCAGGUCACAGCAUCUGGACACACGGGGGACGACCCAGUCACUCUGACCCCUUUGUGAGACUUUCUCUGGAGUUGUGACCAGGUUUGGGGAAGUUAGAUGGCUUUCUUUGCUGUCACUUUACCCCCACCUCCUUUUAUGAUCAGGACGUUGCUAUGUGGCCCGUGCUGAACGCCACAACCGUAACCUCCACAAAGCUGCGCCUACAGAGCAGGGCCAUGUCACUGCAAGAAGAUACCCAGGGUGACGUCUCAUCCUCAGGACUCCCCACAUCUGCUGCCAUCACAGCCACGUCCUGGGAGACAAUCCAGCAAAGUACCCACUGGAAGUUUUGUUCUGUCAGCCCCAGCAGCCUGCGCACUCUGGCCCAAAGGAGGCUCUAUCUGGAAUCAAAACACUUGGCACAACUGGGCUUUAUGGGGGUUGGGGUGGGGUGGACAGAGGGCAGCUGGCAUGCACAAAGGGUGCUUUGUGAAUUUCUAUACCACCCUCAACCUGACUGUCACCAGUGGGAUGACAGCUGAUCCCAGGUCGGCGCCUCCCCCACUCCCCCCAGGUACUUUGGUGCAAGCCCUGUUUCCAUUCCCAGGGUCCACAUCCAUUUUUCCCUCACCAUGUGUUCUGGUCCAUGUACUUCUUGCCAGCUUUCUCCUUGUCUAUCAGAGGGGUAUAAUCCGUGUCUUGGCUAUUUGCUUUGUCUCCACAAGGGGACUGCUAGCUGCUCUGGCCAAAGCCCCCCGAGCUCAUGAUCAGUUUCCUCUGAAGGCAUUCCUGACCCAGGGGCUUCUCAGCGUGGCCUGUGCCGUGUCUCCAGAGUUACGCGUCUGAAGCAUGUGUGUAAAAGAGUUUUUAUAUGAAAUUCAAGAAUAUGCAGCUUAAACUUGUCUUGCAAAGGGGGAAGGGCCAUGACUGUUACAAGAGUGGGUUUUAGGUUCUGCAUUAGGGAAAGCGUGCAUCACACGCAGGCCCCAUUGGUCACUCCAGAGUUCUGCAGGCCGCACCUGUUUCUAGGAGCUCUUGCAUUGACUUACGUUUUGAAGCAUAUGUGAAAUUUCUCUGUUUCUCAGUCCCAUCCAGACAAAAGAAGCAGCUGCAAAGGAGGCUGUGCUUAGGGACCACGUUAAAGGGAAUUGUGUGGUGGUGCUAUUUAAUGAUUGACAGUCCAGUGAAAAGCUGGAUAGAAAGAGUAAAGGCACUCAGCAAUUUCUAUCCAGGUCUGUUCUCGGAUGGGCAGAAGCCAAAGGUGUCAGACUAGCAGCUCCUUGAGGAGGUAGGCAGCCUUGGAGCAGCACCAGGGCAGUCACUUGGCUGGCCGCCUCACUGCCCACUCACCCCUGGCAUUCCAUAGGGGCCCAGGGCCCGAGGCAGCCGGGGGUGCCCCUGGAUCUCAGGAACUGCACUCUCCCCUCCAAGGACUCGGGUCUUCAUUGGCCUUGCUACAUGAUGCCCGCGCCCUGGUCCGCCGCUACCACUCACUGCCAGUUCUAGAGGAGGGGUCCAGAUAGAGGAUGCUUUGACGGUGCUCGGUAGUGCAAGCCACGCUCAGAAUCUCAGACCUAGGCGCUAUCAUGGAGCAGCGUGAGUGUCAGACACCUAUGACCCUGACACUCGUACACAGGAUGGUAAGGCGUCCCUGACACUCCCACACAAUAGACUGUGGUCUCCAUGAUGCUUUUUAGAUGCAAUACCCCAACCCCGGGCCUUAGAUAUCUUAGGGGGGGAAAAACAGGAGUAAAGGUUAGGCAAAGGCAACUUAGGAUCCUAUAGGGGUUCUGGUCCAUGUUUUAACUCCCUCUGUGGCCCACUGGUGCACAAUUAGGCAGCAGUCAUGUGCAGUAACUUAUUCUCGUUUAUCGAAACUAAACAGUGGGAAUGGGGAGCAGCAGGUUUCCUAAGAGCUGCUCUAGUCCUCAUCACAGUCUCCUGGAACCGGGAGCACUGACAAGGACAGCCAAAUAUGCCUCCUGAUCCUGCUGGCUUCAAGGUUAGGAAGUGGCAUAUUUGAUCUGAUAUGUUUGAGAAGACAAAAAAAUAAAGUGAUUUUGG
Psammomys obesus (fat sand rat) is the source of this 4100-nucleotide messenger RNA. It is a transcript of the gene Cerk, whose product is annotated as ceramide kinase. The transcript is spliced from 13 exons. NCBI's taxonomy places the organism in Eukaryota, Metazoa, Chordata, Mammalia, Rodentia, Muridae. Gene Ontology annotation, molecular function: kinase activity. The coding region runs from base 88 to 1683 and encodes 531 amino acids. The record is from RefSeq and is a predicted model, not a curated record.